Messenger RNA from Engraulis encrasicolus (European anchovy), 4321 nucleotides. It is a transcript of the gene neff1, whose product is annotated as neuronal intermediate filament family member 1. The coding region runs from base 81 to 1679 and encodes 532 amino acids. Gene Ontology annotation, biological process: intermediate filament organization. The record is from RefSeq and is a predicted model, not a curated record. Gene Ontology annotation, molecular function: structural constituent of cytoskeleton. NCBI's taxonomy places the organism in Eukaryota, Metazoa, Chordata, Actinopteri, Clupeiformes, Engraulidae. Gene Ontology annotation, cellular component: cytoplasm; intermediate filament. The transcript is spliced from 4 exons.
CUACCUUCCUCCUCUUCCUCUCCCUCCACUCGGGUACUGGAGACAAGGCAAGAGCAGACCAGCACUACUAAGGCUCAACCAUGAGUUUUAUCGACUACUCCAGCAGUUCCUAUCGGAAGAUAUUCGGCGAGGGUCCUCGCCACUCCGGCCGCAUCGGCAGCAGCCCCUCUCGCAUGUCCUCCGGGUACCGCUCCUCCUCAGCUCACCGUAGCUAUGGCUCUCCAUCCUCCAUGAUGUCCUCCAGCUACCGCAACAAACUCGGCUCUUCCCGCCAACAAUUCCCCUCACUGCCGGACCCCAUUGACCUGACGCAGUCCACCGCCGUCACCAACGAGCUGAAAAUCAUUCGCACCAACGAGAAAGAGCAGCUGAUGGGUCUGAACGACCGCUUCGUGUCAUUCAUUGAGAAAGUACACAACCUCGAGCAGCAUAACAAGGUCCUGGAGACUGAGGUGAAUCUCCUCCGCCAGCGCCACAACGAGCCCUCCCGCCUCCAUGACCUGUACGAGCAGGAGAUCCGCGAGCUCCGGGCACGCGUCGAGGAACUCACCCACGAGAAGAGCCAGAUGCACCUCGACUGCGUUCAGAUGAACGAGGCACUGGACCGCGUCAAGGAGAAGCUGGACGAAGAGACCAAGCUGCGGGAAGAAGCCGAGCACACCCUGAAGAACUACCGCAAGGACGUGGACGAUGCCACCCUGUCCCGCCUGGAACUGGAGAAGAAAGUGGAGACCCUGCUGGACGAGAUCGCCUUCCUCAGGAAAGUGCACGAGGAGGAGCUGCAGGAGAUGCAGGCAUCUCUGCAGGCUACACAGGUGUCCGUGGAGAUGGACAUGAGCAAACCUGACCUGGCAGUGGCGCUGAAGGACAUCCGCGUGCAGUACGAGCAUCUCUCCGCCAAGAACCAGAACCAGGCCGAGGAGUGGUACCGCUCCAAGAUCGCCAGCGUGAGUGAGGCCGCCAACCGCAACAACGACGCCAUCAAGCAUGCCAAGGACGAGCUGUCCGAGUACCGCCGACAGGUGCAGGCCCGCACCCUGGAGAUCGAAGCCCUGCGUGGCCACAACGAGGCACUGGAGAGGCAGAUGGCCGAGAUGGAGGACCGUCACGGCAGCGAGAUCGGAGAGAUGCAGGAGACCGUUCACCAGCUGGAGUCUGCCCUGCGCAGCACCAAGGGGGAGAUGUCUCGCCACCUGCGCGAAUACCAGGACCUGCUGAACGUCAAGAUGGCCCUGGACAUUGAGAUCGCUGCCUACAGGAAGCUCCUGGAGGGUGAGGAGUGCCGCCUGAACACGGUGGGCGGAGCCCUGCUGCAGUCUGGCUACUCCGGCCUGUCCUCCUCCUACAGCUCCCGCACCUCCUACGCCCUGGGGGCCAGCGCCCACUACAGGCGCCGCCACGCCAAGCCCGAGGACGAGGAGGAGGGAGAGGACAAGGAGGACGAGGAGGAGGAGGAGGGAGAGGGAGAGGAGGGAGAAGAGGGAGAGGGAGAUGAGGGAGAGGAGGGAGACGAGCAGGAUGAGGGUGAUGAUGAGGAGGGAGGCGAUGACGAUGAGGGUGGUGAUGAUGAUGAAGGGGAUGACGAGGAUGAGAAGGAUAAGAAGGAGAAGGAGAAGGAGAGGGAGAAGGAUAAGAAGAAAGGGGGCUCUUCCUCUUCUGCUAAGAGCAGCAAGAGCUAAGCGGCUUUCUAAUGAUGUCGUCGAAAUCGUGACACCCUGUCCCUCUCCACUUACACUUUCCAUGCACCCAUCCGCUCACCAACACUCGUUCAUUCACCCAGCUGCCCACUGUCUUCCGGGGGCAGCCAUGGGGUUCAUCCGUUUCACCUUCUCUGACCAAGAUGAUGAGGAAACUGUCCUCUGACACAUACUACACACACACGCGCAAUGACACACGAAAACACUCAGAAACCAACGCAUGCACACACUCACAAACACAGCCUGAGUUUUCAGUCUCAUCUUUCUGAUUUUGCUUUGUUUUUCGAACGGAGAUGGCCUCGCAAACACAAGUUGUGAGGGACAAAAAAAAACUAAUCUUAGAAAAGAGAACGUCUCUUAUCUCCUAUGUGGUAAAAGAAUGGGGAAAACUAUAGCAAGAUUCUUCGGCAGGUAGAUAAAGUUGAUAUAUUUAUGUUAUCGAUGUAGCACAUAAGAGAGGAUUGCCCAGGGACCACAAAGAGACCUUUUGAAUGUUCAACAAUAGCAAGGAAGAGAGCGCCUUAAAUGGAGAGCAUUUAUGAAUGAGGGGAGUGUCCUAAGUGAUACCCCCAUUUUACAAUGUGCCAUUACUUGCCAAUUAACCGCUGUGUUUGGUCGAAUAACGCUGGAUGGUGGUGGUUUAUGGGGAUUUCAACAUAGCCUAUUUGGUAGUCUAUUAUCACUGCAGACAGAGACCAAUACUUGCAGACAUCUGGUGCAAAGAGGACCGAUUUUCAUUGGUUCUCAAAUUUAUUUUAAGGUGCUAUCUGAUUCUCAACCACAAAAAAAAACAAGGAAGGGAGCUGAUGUUAGCCCGCAGUGUCAUCGAGCAAACUAUCAAAGUGGGUGUGAAGUGAAGAAUGUAGAAAAAGAGGGAAAUCGUCCCAUUUUCGAUGGAAUAGUCGUACUUUAGGUGAGAAUCCCAAAUCCCAACUCCAUCACCACCGACCACACGGCUUGUAGCUCCAUCUGUGUGUUUGUGAAAGUGAUUUAGUAUCCACCCUGUUUAGCUGUAUGAGGUAGACGGCGAAUGUCCCACAGCGUACAUUUUUGAAACAGAGUUUUUUCCAUCUUUUCUAUCUAAUCUCUCUUAUUUUUGCACAGUCGGCAUUCAGAAAUGAUUUUGUCAGACCAUUCUUCAUCUCUCUCUGUCUCUCUUGCACCGCGAUGGUCACAGCACGGCAAAACAGUGGCAACUUGGAAUUUCAAAAAUACAAAUCUAAGCAAAUAAUAGGAAUAGAUAUAUAGUUUAUUUUGGAGGGCACAGGCUUUAGAGUUUUGGAGGCAAGGUGUAUUUUCUCGCAAUCAGUCCUCCUUUUGGAAUGAUGAAACUAAAAAAAUUAGGAAAAAAAGUUUGCUGCUAUAUAUUGUCCUAUACCUUUUUCUGUUUAAAGUUGACUUCCUCUUGAUUGAUUCAUUUGUCUUCCAGCAGGUCCCCCCUCCCUCUCCCUCUGUCUGUCUGUCUGUCCCUCCCUCUCUCAGACCCACCGCUAAAUUAUAAGUUUUGAAAAAACGUCCCUUCCUGCGACAGACUAGCAGAGCCACACCACAAUGACGUGACUGAGCCCCAGCUGACCAGCCUGUGUGAGUGUGAGAGGGUGUGCGAGUGUGUGAGUGUGUGAGUGUGUGUGUGUCUCGGACAGGGUGCGUGGUCUGGCGGCUGCCCAUUGCCGUGGCAGGUGGUCGUGACAGUGACAGCACUUCAUCCUCUCUGCUGGUGACAGACCAGACAGAAAGGACAGUCGUCGUGCGGUGCAGUCACUGUCUACUAAUAUCGUUCUGCUUCACAGCUAAGGGCUAUAUUCAAAAGAAACACCACUAUCCUUUUUUAUGUUGCCUAAUUCACAGACAAAGUCAAUGGAGAUACAUGAGAGGAUAGAAUGAAUGAAUGCCAGAAAAAAACUCUAUAGAAAUGUAAAAGAAAUAUAAACAAAUGUCUUAUAUUUUUUCAGUGAGAUGAUAGCAGUUCUAUGUGUAUGGCUGGUGUUAAGAGAAAAAAAAUGAGGAGAGGAUAGUCCUGUUGUACAAGUGAGAGUAGCUUUUGAGGACAGCUCGUUUUCUGUAGUACUUGGCCAAUUAUCCUAUAGGAUUCUGCAGCAAAAUGAGGUCUUCUCAAAGACACUUGUCAUGAUCCUGACAGGAAAAACUAAGAAAAUGUCUGUUGUGUUUGGUGCAUAUGUCUGCACAGGGGGAACUGGAUACAAGGUGGAGAGAGAUUUCUUCUUCUUCUUCUUCUUCUUCUUCUUCUUCUUCUUCUUCUUCUUCUUCUUCUUCUUCUUCUUCUUCUUCUUCUUCUUCUUCUUCUUCUUCACUUUUCACCCUCCCCUCCCUUUCUCGAUUUUAACUGAUUGGUGAAUGAAUCAAGAGUAAGUAGUUGCAUGGCCUGAUUCUUGGAGCUUGACAAAAACUACGGAGAGGAUGGGAUAGAUUUGCUUGUUGUGUCUAAAAAAAUGUAAAUGCCUUAACCAUGAACAAAAAGCAGUCGUUCACUUUGCAUUAUCACAUCAAUGGAGAUGGUUCAGGAGUGUUGACACGUUACAGACCGUUCUGCUAAUACUACUGUGACUGUAUGUGCUACAUCAUACAGUAAAUGUUCCUCCCAAAGCCAAAUAAAGCCAUUUAUU